AUGGCUAACGUUCUGUACAGUUUGCCAAACGUAUCGUUUCGUAUCUCAAUGAGCUCCUUCCGAUCGCUGCCUACUCGUGUUGAAAAUGAGGGCCAAGACCAACCUGAAGUAUCCAUGGCGGAACGACGACGUGGUGGCCAUUUUGAACUCGUGCAACAUCAAGACCUCUUCACAUAUCGAUAUGCCGAAAAUGAUCGCCGACAUCUAACCGUCCCAGGCUUCACAUGGCGCCAGACAGAAUUGCAUCAGACCCUCCGCCAAGGUACGUUGAACAAUUUGGACGGCUUGGCCUCCACUCAGGACAACUCUCAGCAAUUGUGGGAAAGCGGUUCGGACUGUGAUAGUGACAAAGAAAACCAGGAUCCCGAGAGACGAUCUCAGGGAAUGAUUUCUUUCGAGGGCGGAAAUUGGGAUGAAGACAGUAGCAAAGAAAAUCGAGAUCCAGAGCCUCGAGAUGGCGAAGACGGAGUCCAUCGAGGCCAAGAUUCGAGAGAAAGCUCCACUGAAACCCCCCCUGUCCGAGUUUAUGAGGACUCCAAGCGCCGAAGACUGCUCCACGCAUUGUCGGACAAAAGCCAGGUGGGCACUGGUAUCGCGUCCAUCAAGCAGGCUGCAAAGACAAAGGUCUCUCGAGCGAUUCGAAGUGUGAGUGACUCUAAUCUCAUCGGAAAAGUGAGCAACCUCUUUUCAGGACUGAGCUUGGGUAGAAACGCUGUCGAUGGGAAAGAGGCUCGACGUGUUGUCAGUGCUCCGGCAGAACUCUUUCCUCGAGUCGCGAAGCGGGGUGAGAGGAAUGAAAUGGGCACCGCUCGUCAUUCUCGUGUUCUUGCAGGCCGAAAUGAUGCAAUAGCAUCAGUUUCUAGGAAGCCAUUAUGUGAGAUUUAA
Molecule: messenger RNA, 885 nt
Organism: Exophiala mesophila
Lineage: Eukaryota; Fungi; Ascomycota; Eurotiomycetes; Chaetothyriales; Herpotrichiellaceae
Exons: 1
Coding region: 1-885 (294 amino acids)
Source: RefSeq, a predicted model, not a curated record